Messenger RNA from Setaria italica (foxtail millet), 1742 nucleotides. RefSeq lists its product as uncharacterized. The transcript has 3 exons. Bases 1118 to 1636 code for a protein of 172 amino acids. The record is from RefSeq and is a predicted model, not a curated record. Lineage: Eukaryota; Viridiplantae; Streptophyta; Magnoliopsida; Poales; Poaceae.
ACACUCGGCUGCCCCAGGCCAAUCAUGCCCCGUUUUGCAGUAUGCAAAUGACAUGCUCAUCCUUCUCAGGGCGGACAUGGCUAGGCUGUCGGCGCUGAAGGAAGUGCUCGACGUAUUCUCUCUAGCUACCGAGCUGCACAUCAAUUAUCACAAAAGCACCAUGGUGCCAAUGGGUGUGCCGGCUGCGAUCAGCACUGCUCGCCCAGUUGAGUUUAGCCCUCUUCUCAUUUUUGUUUACCUGCAGAGUCCUUGGUGGAAGGAAUAUAUGAUCUGAGAAAAAUGAAGCGAUUUGUGCUAAAUUGACAUACCAGUUUACUAGUCCUUCAUACUUGCACAUGUGUUCUUUAUAUGUUGAAGUGCGUGGUAUUUGUUCUUUAUGUGCGUGAGAAAAAAAUUGAGUAUAUUGUGUAAGAUAGGAGUUGCAUGGUGUGAAUCAUUUUAGCCGUCUUCUCAUUUUGAGUAUGUUGGUGCUGGUCGAGAAGGAUUAAGCUUAUAUGUAAUAGCACGUGCCUGAUACCCUGAGGAUCAUGGAGUAAUAUUCUGCUACUUUGGAUAAUAUCUUGAUAAUAUAUGCAUACAGCUGCUCUGUCUCCCGCCGUUGCUAUGUUCUCUGCUCUGUCCAGCAAAUAGCUCCAGCAGCGCCUGCCCAAAUAGCUCCAGCAAAUAGCACCAGCAGGAGCAAAUUAACUCUGCGAGCAAUUUCCAAAUAGCACAGGGGCUUUCUUCCCCGGCAGGAUUCACAUGUACUAGGAAAUUCCCCACGGAGCUUUCUUCCCUGGGGUUAAUUUAUUCCUGCUGCCAAACUAGCCCUUAUAGUCGUCUGUCUCUCCAAAGUCCAAAGAAGUUGCUAAAUUAGGCCUUGAUUCGAGUGGUGCUACGUCUUCAUGCUCAAGGGUAAAGCUCAACCAAAAGGAAGCAUCAUUUUUUUUUCUAAACAAAACUGUAUAUAUCAGUGCAUCUUUUGUUGUUACUGAUGACCUGGAUCAGUGCAUGAUAUGAGAGUGUUCAGUGAUGCACUUAAGAAAAUAUGGUGACAAGUUUCCACAUCCUCCUACAGGCAAGUUUUACCUUGUUGACUCGGGGUAUCCUAACCAUCCCGGUUACCUAGCACCGUACAAUGGUACGAAAUAUCAUCUAUCGGAGUUUCGUAAUGGCCCAAUGCCGAAAGGGCCUGCUGCAGUACUUCCGGCUGCUGGAGGACUGCCUGGACCUCAUCCGCGACCGCGAGUCCCGGGGCAACUUCACCUACGCCGCCGUCCUCCGCACCCGCGUCGACGGCUUCUGGUCUGCGCCACUCCGCCUCGACGACCUCCUCCACGCCGCCAACACCACCGCAAACGACGACGCCUACUACGCCGUCCCGAAGGGCUCCCGCUUCGGCGGCCUCAACGACCGCCUGGGCUUCGGCGGCCGGCGCGCCACGGAGGCCGCGCUCUCCCGACUCUCCAUGCUCCCUCGCCUCGCCGCCGCGGGGUACCACGGCCUCAACUCCGAGGCCGCGUUCCGCGCGCAGCUCGACGUGGCCGGCGUCGCGGGCCGCGAGCGCCGCCUCCCGUUCUGCGUCCUCAGCGACCGCGUCUACACAUUCCCGCCCGUGGCGGGGUACUGCGUCCCCGUGGCGUCGCUGGCGAGCUAGCCCCGACCCGCUCAGCGGUGCCAAGUGCCGGUCGUGCCGCGGCGCGGAGCGUCGACGCGCUGGAGACUGGGUGGAGCUGGAUCGAGCACCGGAACGGGGCGGCCGU